CUUGUUUGUCUCAUGUCUCCUGAGUAUAAAUGAAUCUUCACGGGAGUAUUUCAGUUACACUUCAUGAACCAAGAUGGCAAAUCAAUCUCGGAGAAUGAAAACUGUGUCAGUUGUGGAGAAAGUCUGCCAUUAUUUCCGUCCACACUAUACACAGUUGAUUCUGGGUGGAGCCACUGUGUGAAAUAAAGUCUGGACUGAAUCAAAAGUCAAGCAAUGGAUUCCCCUUUCCUUUGUUGAUAUAUAAUACUGAAUAAUAGGGACAUUCUAGCUCAUUUGGAGGAGAAUUACUCGAUCAAUUCUUGAAAUGUUUUCCCAAUCGUUAUACAUUGUCUUUAUCACAGUGCUCGUCAUUAUAGCUCUACCUCCACUCUUUCGACAUGAUUCCAUUGACGUCUCAGCUCCUAUUCAGGAGUAUCAUACCGUUAAGCCAAAGAUUGCAGUCAUUGGUGCUGGUGCUGGUGGGACAUCGUUCUCUUACUAUUUACAGCGUUAUACCUCGCAUGCCUUUGACAUCAAGAUCUUCGACGGAAACAAUUACAUUGGCGGUCGCUCAACAACAGUGGGUAACUACGCCGCUAAGCAACAAGCCAGUUCAAAUCCAGAUGUGUUGAACAGUAGUGUCGAACUCGGCGGUAGUGUCUUCGUUGCACCAAACAAGAUCUUGGUUAACGCUGUUGAGGAGUUUGGGCUGACCACGGAUGGUGUGGGUAAUAAACACAACAAAGCACUUCAAGGUACAAUUGGUGUUUGGAACGGUACUGAAUUCGUUUUCAAGGCCAACAGUAAGACAUACCUGGGUAUAACAAAGAGCUUGUUAACAAUUCUAUUGAGGUACGGAGUCACUGCAUGGAAGCUUUACAGGACUCUUAGUGCCACAGUUUCAACUUUUCUGGAGUAUUUCUAUGACAAGGACUUUCCUUUUGAUCUCAAUCACAUAGUUGAAGAUAGUGGAUUGAACCAAUAUCUGGGUAUCACGGCAGCUCAGCUUUACGAAGAGCGAAGCCUCAACCCAAGGAUGGGGUAUGAACUUAUUCAGCCGUUGACUUUAAAUAACUAUGGCUCGAACCUGAACGAAAUCCAUGCCUUUGGAAUGAUGAUCUCCAUGGCUGCAGAAGAUGCAAUGAGCGUCAUUGGUGGUAACUAUCAAAUUUUUGAAAAAUGGGCAGAGUGGUCCAGAGCUAACGUUUCUUUGAACACAAGAGUACAGGGACUUAACAAGACCGAGGACGGGUUAUGGAUCUUGUCUUACAACGGCACUAACGAAACGUUUGACAAGGUUAUCGUUGCGGCUCCAUGGCAAUUCACCGGCAUUGAGACCUCUGAAGAGUUUGGGUUUGAAGAUGUUACGUACCGGGAAUUACAUGUAACUUACAUUGAGUCCGAUGUUGACCAUUUAAUUGACCAUCACAGAUAUAAAGUCAAAUCAGGCGACACAGUUCCUGAAGCGAUCCUCGGAACGGGCCCUUAUGUUACGUUCUACAGUGCCAACAUUGUUGAUCUAGACGAAGAUGAGCAAAGAGUUCGUUAUAAAGUGUUCAGCGCAAAGCCUCUCUCUGAGCUCUUUUUGAAGGAUUAUUUCUUUGAGGACCCUACUGGCGUCAAGAUUUGGUUUGAGAAGACGUGGUUCCCAUACCCAAUUCUGGACCCAAUAUCAAAGCCUUUUGACUCUUUCAAAGUGGACGAGGGAUUGUGGUACUUGAAUGGAAUUGAGAGGUUUAUCUCCACCAUGGAAACUGCCUCGCUAGCUGGUGCUAACGUCGCAGCCUUGAUCGCAAAAGGUCUCAACACCACUACACUUGCAGUACCUUGACUACUGCUCCUUAAAUAAGGCUGGCCGUAUCUGGAGAUCCCAAAUUACUAUCAGUUAGCUAAUCUACAUGCCUGUUAUCUCCUGCCAGUUAUUGCUUACCACCAACGUGCGAUAUAGUAGCUAAUUUAAUACCUACUACACAACAGUCUGUCACAUGCCAUAACCAUCGAAAGCUUAUAUAAGCGAUGUGUGAGUCGCAAACGUUCGAGCUUAAUUUAUCAAAGAUACCUGUUACAUGACACACAGCGUGAGGCUACCACAGGAAAGCUCUUGUCUCAAGUCACGCGUCGAGAGGUGUGGUCAGGCUUAAAUAUCAAGAACCAAUAGAGUUAUGCGUGUUGAUGCCGUCUCCCCAUCGCACUGGAAAACUUUUCUUAUCGGUCUUGUCCUAAUCCGUCCAUCGAGCAAUGGAAGGGCCUUAUCUC
Molecule: messenger RNA, 2235 nt
Organism: Williopsis jadinii
Lineage: Eukaryota; Fungi; Ascomycota; Saccharomycetes; Phaffomycetales; Wickerhamomycetaceae
Product: FAD/NAD(P)-binding domain-containing protein
Exons: 1
Coding region: 305-1810 (501 amino acids)
Biological process (GO): prenylated protein catabolic process; prenylcysteine catabolic process
Molecular function (GO): prenylcysteine oxidase activity
Source: RefSeq, a predicted model, not a curated record